AUGCAGUGUGAUAUAGGACUAGAAAUUUAUCAAAAAGUAGAAAAGAACGAUAAUUUGUCAUUUGAUAUACCGUCCGAAUCCGAAGAUGAAAGUUCUAAUUCUGAGAUUAACUCUGAUGAUAAUAGCCAAUAUGAAUAUAAUCGACAUUACAAAAACAAUUUAUCUCCGCAAAAUGAUUUUGAUGAUAAUCGUUGUUUUGCUGUAUUUUGGGAAAAUUUAUCCCAACUUUUCAAAUAUUGUCGUCAAUGUGGUAGUAGGGUUUGUUCUCGACAACAUUUUACACAAGGUGCACAGGUCUCAAUUAUAACUAUAUGUGAACAGGCCCAUAAAUUGCAAUGGUGUUCACAGCCAAAAGCAGGUAAGAGACCAGAAGGGAACAUUUUGAUUACUGCAGCUUUAGUACUAUCUGGUAUUCUAUUUUCCCAAUUUAAAGUAUUUUGUUUAGCAUUGAAACUUUCAAUUUUUACUCGUCCAGUUUAUGACAGAAUUAUUAAUAAAUACUUGUUUCCUGUAAUAUACCACCAAUGGGAAGAACACAGAAAAAAAAACAUCGACGCUAUAAAGCUAUCAUCAAUUUGGCUAGCUGGGGAUGGCCAAUUUGAUUCGCCGGGUUUUUGUGCUAAGUAUUGUACUUAUUCAGUUAUGGAUAUCAACACGGGAAAAAUCAUGGAUUUUAAGUUAGUUCAAAAGAGCCAAUUUAAAAGUGAUUUAGAAAGGCAAGCCUGUGAACAAUUACUAAUGGAUUUAACUAAUAGUAGUAAUUGUAAAAUCGAGUUGUUUUUAACAGAUAGACAUAAAGGUAUACGUGCAUUUAUCCAUACACAGCAUCCAAAUAUUAAACAUGAAUUCGAUACUUGGCAUUUAAGUAAGAGUUUAAUGGAAAGAUUAAAGCCAUUCGAAAAGAAAUAUCCUGGUGUUUUUUUACGGAAAUCGUCAAUUAACAAUCAUCUUUGGUGGUCAGCGCAGACAUGUGAAAGAGAUGAAGAAAAAUUUAUUGAUAAAUUUACAUCUAUAUUAAAACACAUAUCAAAUGAGCAUGAGUGGGAAGAUAAUGGUGAAAAAAGAGAUAUGAACAUGAAAAAUUAA
Rhopalosiphum maidis (corn leaf aphid) is the source of this 1086-nucleotide messenger RNA. RefSeq lists its product as uncharacterized. The coding region runs from base 1 to 1086 and encodes 361 amino acids. NCBI's taxonomy places the organism in Eukaryota, Metazoa, Arthropoda, Insecta, Hemiptera, Aphididae. The transcript has a single exon. The record is from RefSeq and is a predicted model, not a curated record.